AUGACGGUGACCGCACCCCCUCCGGUAGCCAACGCCCUCCAAGUCAUCGGUAACACCCCCGUCAUCCAUCUCCGCCGUCUCGUCCCCGAAAACCACGCCGAUGUCUACCUCAAGCUCGAAUCCAUCAACCCCACCGGCUCCUACAAGGACCGGAUGGCCAAAUCUAUGAUCGAGGAAGCCGAGCGCCGUGGCGAUCUAAAACCCGGUAUGACCGUCGUCGAAGCCACAGGCGGCAGCACUGGUUCCUCCCUUGCGUAUAUUUGCGCGAUCAAAGGGUAUCGGUUCCGAGUUGUGUCGUCCAAUGCGUUUGCGACGGAGAAAUUGCGGACGAUGACUGCGUUCGGGGCGGAGCUCGAGAUUGUCCAUAGUCCGACUGGUACUAUUACCAGUGACUUGGUCCCGUCCAUGGCGAAACGGGCGCGGGAGAUUGCGGGGAAUGGAAACUGUUACUUGACGAACCAGUUCAGUAACCGGGAUUCUUUCGUUGGGUACGAGGGUAUUGGCCAUGAGCUCGUGCAACAGUUCCCGGAGGGAAUCGAUGCUUUUUGCGGUGCUGUCGGCACCGGCGGGAUGGUGAUGGGAGCUUCUCGCGUUUUGAAAUCCCAGAGGCACGAGACACGAACAAUUGUGCUCGAGCCGGCGUCUUCACCGAUACUAACGGAAGGCUAUACCGGAUCUCAUGGUGUGGAGGGCGUUGGGCUUGGGUUUAUCCCACCACAUCUGGAGAAGAGUCUUUACGAUGAAGCCCGAGCGAUUUCUGAAGAAGAGGGUCGUCAGAUAUGUCGCCGUCUGGCUCGCGAGGAAGGCCUGCUUGUUGGAACUUCCACGGGUCUGAAUGUCGCCGGCGCAUUGGCCCUGGCUAAAGAGUUGGGACCCGGAAAGACUGUUGUUACGGUGGCGGUUGACACAGGGCUCAAGUACUUGAAUGGUACUUUGUUUACAGAGUGA
Aspergillus chevalieri is the source of this 948-nucleotide messenger RNA. Its product is annotated as PLP-dependent cysteine synthase family protein. The transcript has a single exon. Gene Ontology annotation, cellular component: cytoplasm. Gene Ontology annotation, biological process: L-cysteine biosynthetic process. Lineage: Eukaryota; Fungi; Ascomycota; Eurotiomycetes; Eurotiales; Aspergillaceae. The record is from RefSeq and is a predicted model, not a curated record. The coding region runs from base 1 to 948 and encodes 315 amino acids.